CCCAUGAUGGCGGAGGCGGGCGCGGGCGGCCCCCGGCUGGCGGAGCUGCUGGCGUUGGGAAGGCGGCUCUGGGACGAACUGGAGGCCAGCACCGAGCCCUCCUCGGGAGCCCCAGCCGUGCAGGAGAAGGUGCGGCAGGGGCUGGACGCGUUGCAGCGGGCGGCGGCCAUGGUGGCGCAGCUGGAGCUGUUCAGUGAGAACGAGGAGCUGGAGGAAAUCGCCUCAGCCGACCUGAAGUUCAUGCUGCUGCCGGCGCUGCUGGGAGCCCUGACGCUGAAGCAGGUGGACCUGAGCAGGAGAAGGGAACACCUGGAGAGUGCCCGGGAGCACUUCCUGCGCUUCCUCAAGCUCUGCAGGAACUACGGGCUGGGAUCUUUCCAGCUGCCCUCCAGCACCCCCGGCGAGGAGGAAUCCAGGAGCCCCUCGGCCCCCUGGGACCCCACCCAGCCCAACCUGGUGGCCAUGGCCAUGAGCAGGACAGCCAAAAUUGAAAGAUACAAACAGAAGAAGGAGCUGGAGAGCAAAUUGGCCUCCAUGAGCAGCUCCGUGGAGAGCGGGACAGCGGAUGAGGAUCAGAUCCGGGAAUUUUACACCCUCCAGAUCCAGAAAUGGAUUGGCACCAGCCUGGAGGAGAUUGAGAGCAUUGACCAGGAGCUGGUGAUCCUGGGGAGCAGAGAUGCAGCCAGGCCGGCUCCAGCAGGUCCCCAUGGCCCUUUCCGGCCAGCCAGAACUCUGGUGAAACCUUUCAUCCUCACCCGGGAUGCUGCACAGGCCAGGGUGUUUGGAGCUGGCUAUCCCGGGCUGCCCACCAUGACUGUGGAUGACUGGUACGAGCAGCGCCGGAGGCAGGGAAUUGUGUCCCCCCCACAGAGGGUUCCAGCAGGUGCAGGUGAUGAGGAGCUGCAAAAGCAUCAGCAGGAGACGGAGGAGGAGGAUGAGGAAGCUCUUCAGAAAGCUCGGGACUGGGAUGACUGGAAGGACACACACCCUUGGGGCUAUGGCAACAGGCACAACAUGGGCUGAUGCUCUGGCUGCCAGCAGGGCCUGGAGAUCCUGGGAGAACAGUCUGGAGAGGGAGGAGGGAAUACAGUGUACAUAGGUGGAGCAUCCAGGAAUUCCCUGGGUGGGCAGGAUGGCAGGAGGACACGUGACACCUUCGCAUUCCAUGUCAGACUGGGGGCACUGGUUGUGCUGGGGGAGCCCCAGAGCUUGGAGGGGCAGUUACAAUUGUUUUCAGGUUAGAAAUAUGCAAACAAAGGACAGAGAAUGAAAAACAAAGGAUUUGUUUAUGUUACAUCUGUGGGAAAAAGGUAGAACUGCUUUUAAUAUUGUACAAUAACUAAAAAGAUCUGACUCCAUUUAUGAAAAUCAAAAGGCUAUAAAAAACUCAGAAAAACCAGGGUAACAUCUCACCCUUUUAACUUUACAAAAAAGAAAAAACAGAACAAGAAAAAUGAACAAAUUUACAAAGGGAAUAUAUACAAGUUCAGUCACUGUCUGUGGAGGAAUCAUCCGAGUGAUCACUCGAGGAUUCAUCCACUUGGUGACUUUCAAGUUGAUCACGGCUUCCACCUUGCCUGUCGGCCGAAUUCUGCCUCUGUGGUCGCAGGUCAGGACGGACACACUUUGAAGGUAGCCAGCGUGUCCCAGUGUCUGUGGACACACACGCAUACCCUCGCCCCAUAGCGAUUAGGUCAUGGGGUCCUUCCCAUUGCUUGGUGACUAAAUUUCAGACCUGUACCUUCACUCGAGGCUGUUGCUCACCGUCCAAAGCCUGCAACAAGAGAUGAUGGUUCAAAAUGACAGGAUUAUUUGAGUUCUGCGGCACCGUAAGGUGAUUGAUGGUGUACAAAGCCUUUGCCAACCGACUGUGCGGGGUUUCACCCUGCAUUCCCCGUUUUUGUUUUUGAAGAACACGCUUGAGUGCACCGUGAGCGCGUUCUACAAUCGCCUGUCCCGUUGGAGAAUGAGGGAUGCCAAAGUUAUGUGACACACCCCAUGACUGUAGGAACUGCCGUACCUGCUGUGAGGCAUAAGCAGGACCAUUGUCGGUUUUCACCUCCUUCAAAACUGAAUAACCCAAUCGCUGUGCGAUGUCGGCAACAUAGGCUGAAUCCGUGAUCAAAUUGAAACAUUCCUGGGAAAAUUUCUCAAAUGCCAUGACAGCAGCCUUUAGUUCAACCAGUUGGGCUGACCCAUCCUCAGGGCUUUCCAAAACCUGCCACUCAGAUCCAUCCUGCCAGGUAACAAUGGCUUUUCCUGUUUUGCCCGAACCGUCAGUGAAGACGGUGGGUCCUUGCACUGGCUCUUGGCUAUUUUUGGGUCGUAGAGGAAAUUGAGUAUUUUUCGCCACUUGCAAUAGCUUGUGGCUAGGCAGAUGAUAAGUGAUCUGCCCUGAAAAACCCUCGAGAGCACUUUGCAGCGAAACAUUGUUUGCAUAGCUCCAAUCAAAUUCCUCCCUCUGAACCGGGAGUAUGAUCUUUGAUGGAUCUGCACCCAUCAAUUGCAAACAGCGUUGCCGGCACUUGAUUAUCAAGGGCACAAUCAAUUCAAACAGCACCGUCGCCGUCUUAUGCGGCUGAUGAGGCAGGAAGACCCAUUCCAAGAUGUGCAGAGGAUCAGUCCAAUCAUCAUUCCAUUGGCCGAUGAUACCUGUAGGAUGUAAAUCAGGAGUGGUGAUGAACACAGUGACAUCAAUGGAAGGUUCAAUGCGGUACACCUGGCGAGCCGAAACAGCUUGCUGAACCUCCUCCAGCACUUUGCGUGCCUCAGGGGUCAAUUCACGAGGUGACUUUAAAUAAGUAUCCCCUUUCAACAAUUCAAACAAGGGAGACAGUUGUGCUGUGGUCAGUCCCAAGUAAGGACGUAACCAAGUGAUGACACCUACCAGCUUCUGAGCAUCAUUCAGUGUCUUCACCGAUUGCACAAAUUGCACCUCCUGCUGACGGAUUGUCCGUUCCAGAAUUUUGACCUCCAAAUAUUUCCAGGGAGGUUGUUGUUGUACCUUUUCUGGAGCCACCUGCAGUCCAUGUGAAUGCAGAGCAUCCAACAACUGAGGCUGUAGCCUCAGCAGCUCAUACUGGGUGGGCGCAGCCACCAAAAUGUCGUCCAUAUAAUGACAGAUGUGAGCAUCAGGAAACCGCUUGCGAACUCCAGACAAGGCACAGGCCACAUACCAUUGGCAUAACACCGGCGAAUUUCGCAUGCCCUGAGGCAAAACUUUCCAUUGAUACCGCGGUGCGGGCUCGGCAUUAUUUAUUGUUGGUACCGUGAAGGCAAAUUUUGGUCUGUCAUCGGGAUGCAGAGGGAUCAUAAAAAAACAAUCCUUCAGAUCCACGAUGAGGACCAGCCAGUCUGCAGGAAGCAUGGUAGGCGAUGGCAUGCCUGCCUGCAAUGUCCCCAUGCCUUCCAUCACGGCAUUGAUCUUUCGGAGGUCUUGUAGCAACCUCCAUUUCCCAGACUUCUUUUUGAUACAAAAGACAGGAGUGUUCCAGGGACUGGUAGAUGGUUCCAAAUGCCCCUGAUCCAACUGCUCCUGUACGAGUUCACGAAGGGCGAUUAACUUGUCAUGAGGGAGGGGCCACUGGUUCUCCCAGAUGGGUCUGUCCACCAGCCACCAUAAAGGAGGCGUGGGACACUCUGUGCCCUUCAUCACAGUGACCCCAAUCAAAAAUCCGUUCCCAAUCGCACCCCCCAUGCGGCCAAAUCAUCCCUCCCUCAGAGGUUCUGAGCAAUCUCAGCAACAUGAGGCCAAAUUAUGGCCGUCUGUCCCUCCGGGUUCGUGAUGGCCACGGGAUUCUGGCUCACGUAGCAUUGCUUCGUUCCUCCUAAGCCCGAGAUCGAUGUCUUUGCCAGGCUCAAAGGCCACUGCGGGGGCCAAGCGGCCAGGGAGAGAAUGCUCACGUCGGCCCCGGUCUCUAGGAGACCACGAAGGUGAAUCUUCGAUGGCGUGGCACCAACCAUGGACACGGUACACAGCGUCUCAGGACGGUCUUUGGUCAGGACAGCAGUCCAACGCACUUGAGGUGGCCCUGUAGAGCCAAAGCCACCGUCUCCUCGCGACUGGUCCUUGGUUCUGGAAACAAGACUUAAAAGGAACAAGUUGAGCAAUUCAUGUGCAUUUUGGGAUAGUCAGAGGAGGGGUGGGUGUGGAGACCAUUGCAUGAAUCUGUCCCGAAAAAUCCGCAUCAAUCAGUCCAGGUGCACCAUGAUACCUUGAAUGGUGGCACUGGAUCUCCCCAUCAAGAAAGCACUCAUGCCAUCACCCAAGGGACCAAAGGCAUCCAGGGGAACCUUGUGUAUUUUGUCCAAAUCAAUCACGACAGACUCGGCUGUGCAGACAUCAACACCUGCUGAACCGCGGGUGCUGGCUGCAAGCCUGCUGAGCAGAUCUCCAUUGGUUGGGGCUGAGGCAGAGACAUUUGUGUCGGCACACGUCUCGCCUUCGCGCUCCGCGUUGCGUUUCCCGAACUGCCCAAUGGCUGACCAUUCACAUGCACUGUCGCCUUACACACAUUCGCAGCGUGAUUCGGCCUUCCGCAUCAUGCACAAUGAAACAAGACAGCCAUAGGCUUCUGUGCCUUUCCACCCUGUUUCUUCCUGGUCCGAGCACCCCAUUGCUGCUGGUGCACCCCCUGGGGAACGACCCAAGCAGGCUGCACAGCAGCAGCCACAGCUGGUUGCACGGCCGCAGGCACGGCCGGCUGGACCGCCGUAGUCACCGUUGGUUGGACAACCGUAGCCAUGGCUGGCUGUACAGCCAUAGCUACGGCAACCAUCUGUUGGCUGGAAGGGGUUACCUUUGCACAGGCCUCAACCAUCUGCAACAUGGGUGGUUCCCCAGGAAGCGCCUCAAUUAUCCUCUUGCAAACAGCAUUGCAGUUGCUUCGAGCAAGGAACUGAAGCAUGAGCUUCCUUGCCGCAGGAUCACUCACCUGCUUCUCAACUGCAGCAGUCAGCCGUCCUGCAAAGCACAGGAAGGGCUCAUCAGCUCCCUGGACGACCGUUACAAAGGACUGCUGUGGAGUAGCCAGCUGUAUGGUCUGAACCAGGGCUGCCAUGCCUGUCUGCUGUCACUGCUCCUGGACCAAGGGCUCAAAACCAGCCUGCCCUUCGGCCCUGGUAUAAUUGCCUGUUCCCAGUAGCAUAUCGGUAUUAACCAUAUGCCUAGGAUCACCUGGACCCAGUGUCCUAUUCCGUUCCACCGCUCUGACUGCCAACUGAGUCCAUUUAUGCUCAAAGAAAUCAUAUUCAACUGGUGGGAAAAGGGCCCGAGCUAAGUGAAAGAUUCCAAAUUGAUAGUGAGUUUAUAUAAAUUGACCCUCGAGGAUGAGAGGGAAAUUAACCCCAAGGUGUGGCACACUGGAAGGGAGGCAGGGAGACUGGAAAUGGAACCUAUCUCGAUCGAAAUCGAGAGACCAGAGGACCCCAUGAGGGUGAAGCAUUACCCUAUCUCCCUGGAGGGGAGGCGAGGAUUAAAGCCCAUAAUAGAGGAUUUAAUAGCAAAGGGGAUCCUGGAACCAUGCAUGUCCUGACAUAACACACCCAUCCUGGCAAUAUGAAAAACGGAUGGGAGCCGUAACAAAUCGACACGCUAAAUUCUGUAAAUCAAAAUUUAGAAUUUUAUUUCGAGACUUAAAUUUAGUCUCUAACAGCUACAAUUAAAAGGAACAGCGUCGAACCCCGGGGUUUCGGCACUGGGUGAACAUGGUAAUGGACUCUAUCGCUCCGUAACCCCCUCUGUUCACAAAUUGUGCCCAGCACUGCUGGUUUUUAUACAGUCUUUUGCUGAGAGUGGACAGCGACCGUAGAACUCUUGCUUCGUGGUAGCUUCAUUAGGUAUUCAUGUUCAGGUCCUGGGUCAGUUGAAUAGAUUCUCAGAGUGGAACAAUGCCAUGAUUGCCAGGUCCGGAGAAGGUUUGGAAAUGUUAAAUCGGGCCAGAACACAUAAGAUACUGAUUUUCUCCAAAUCGUUUGAUUGUUAGCGUGCCCAUCUUCAGGGAAGGCAUGGCCAAUCUCCCCAUCUUUCUAUUCUUUUAGUUUUGUUGGUUGUCCCGAGGUUUUUCCUGGCAGAAAUUCUUUCUUUCCCCAACCCCCGUGUCCCCUUCUUGCACUUUUAGUCUUUGUUAACCCUAAACACACUUUAGGUUUACAGAUCUUAAAUCAGACCGAACACAGAUCAAUUUUAUAUUGCAUAUCACUACAUUUCACCGUGAAUUAAUUACAUAUCACAUUACCUAACACGAAUUAACUUUAGGUCAUAUAUCACAAUAAGACUUCAGGCAGUGGUGGAGGUUGUUUCUUGUUACCCUGGUUUUUCUGAGUUUUUUAUAGCCUUUUGAAUUUUCAUAAAAUGGAGUCAGAUCUUUAGUUACUGUACAAUAUUAUGAGCAGUUUCUACCUUUUUCCCACAUAUGUAACAUAAACAAAUCCUUUGUUUUUCAUUCUCUGUCCUUUGUUUGCAUAUUUCUAACCUGAAAACAAUUGUAACUGACAGUUGGUCUAGCCACUGAGGCUGAGGGGUGUUUAACCCCAGAAGCCAAUCUUUAGCCAGACCCACAAAUGUAUAAGAAGUAAGAAAUAAACAAGGAGGUCUCUCUCCGCCCUGUCUCAGCUUGAGCUGGCAUGGAGGAACUCUCUGCCCUGCGAAA
Messenger RNA from Hirundo rustica (Barn swallow), 6650 nucleotides. It is a transcript of the gene IGBP1, whose product is annotated as immunoglobulin binding protein 1. Gene Ontology annotation, molecular function: protein phosphatase 2A binding. The transcript is spliced from 6 exons. Gene Ontology annotation, biological process: regulation of signal transduction; regulation of dephosphorylation. NCBI's taxonomy places the organism in Eukaryota, Metazoa, Chordata, Aves, Passeriformes, Hirundinidae. The record is from RefSeq and is a predicted model, not a curated record. Gene Ontology annotation, cellular component: cytosol. The coding region runs from base 4 to 1023 and encodes 339 amino acids.